Molecule: messenger RNA, 765 nt
Organism: Guillardia theta CCMP2712
Lineage: Eukaryota; Cryptophyceae; Pyrenomonadales; Geminigeraceae
Exons: 12
Coding region: 1-765 (254 amino acids)
Source: RefSeq, a predicted model, not a curated record
AUGGCGCGUCUUGGUAUAGCGUACGGGUUUGUUGUGCAGUUUGUCAACGUUGGGCUCUGGGGAGGAGAUGCAUUCAAUCCCGUCGGCCUUGCCUUGAACACAGGGAUGGGUUCAAAGCGAUGGACGAAGCUGAUCGUCAUGUUGAUGGGAGCGCCGCUGCUCGCAUACGCCUUGAAGGAAGUACAGGGCAAGGAUUGGGUGGAAAAGAACAUCAUUCCCGCCCUUGGUGCCCCCAAGGUCUGCGGGUAUGGUGACACGGCCAACUCCUGCAAGAUGUCACUGUGCGGCUUCUACGACGCCAUCCAGGGGACGUGCGAUACCGGCAAGUCGAAGGGCUGCUGCAUCGAUCCUGUCCACCUUGUCUACGACGAGGCCCGCCACUUCUUCCUUCUCAGCUACCUCAUGAGGGUCUUCAACCCCAUCAUGGGCUUCACUGUGCCGUUCUGGGCUGCUUUCAUUCAGGCUUCCAUCCGCCUCCUGCCGUCUGCCAUGACUGGAGUUGUGUGUAAUCCCAACCCAGCCUUCCUCCGUUCCAUCCUUACAGGGGACUGGAGCAUCCUCCACCUCGUAGUGCUGGGAACCUUCGGAGGGCAGCUCGCUGCCCUCUUGGCUGGAACCGCCACCAGUCAACUGAUCUCGCUGGUCCGUGGAGGCAGCAGCGACAAGGCGGUUCAGGGCAAGUCACGAUCACAAGGGUCGGGCAAGAAGUCGUCAGGCGCUGGCGCCUCGCAGACGAAGCCCAAGAAGAGCAAGAAAGCAGAUUAG